Messenger RNA from Hemiscyllium ocellatum (epaulette shark), 5237 nucleotides. RefSeq names its product MORN repeat containing 4 (gene morn4). The transcript has 5 exons. NCBI's taxonomy places the organism in Eukaryota, Metazoa, Chordata, Chondrichthyes, Orectolobiformes, Hemiscylliidae. The record is from RefSeq and is a predicted model, not a curated record. Bases 103 to 543 code for a protein of 146 amino acids.
CAUGUCUGACUCAGGCAGGGCCUGGGAGCUGAAUAUUCAUCAAUUUAAACCUGGCUCCCUGUUGCAUGAUCCACAGGCUGUUUAACACUGCAGGAUUGGAGCAUGACGCUGACCAAAGGAACUUUCACCUACUCGAGUGGUGAGGAGUAUCACGGGGAGUGGAAAGAGGGUCGUCGGCACGGGAUUGGGCAGCUGAGGUUUGCAGAUGGCAGCAGCUACAUGGGCCAGUUUGAGAACGGCCUGUUCAGUGGCCGUGGAAUGCUGCUCUUCCCUGAUGGCUCAAGAUAUGAAGGUGAGUUUGUACAGGGGAAGUUCCAAGGAGUUGGUGUCUUCACUCGCUGUGAUGGGAUGAAGUUUGAAGGAGAAUUUAAAAAUGGACGUGUUGAAGGAUAUGGAUUGUUGAUGUUUCCUGAUGGUUCACAUGGGCACCCAAGAAAUGAGGGCAUCUUUGAGAACAACAGGCUGUCUAAACGGGAGAAGUGUCAAGCUGUGAUCCAGAGGGCACAAGCGAGCGCGAAAAGUGCACGGGCUCUCUCCCUCUAACCAUUCCUCUGUGCUUAAAAUCGAUUAGCGGUUCAUCCUAUCUGUGUGGGAGAAUGCAGAAGGACUGUGUUUGCACUCAGAACCAUUGAAUUCCAAAUUGUGAUGAUGCUGUGGUCUCUCUUCUGUUUCUUUUGCAGUCUGGAAAGCAGUAUUCUGGACACCUGGGAACAGGUGACAUGUGGAUUCCAUUUGCUGGUUUCCCAAUCUGAAGCUCCAGUUCUUGAUGGCUGGGGUAUCGCUGUCAGGAGGAAGACUUCAGCCGUUGGCCACUGUAAUCUUCCCCAACCCCAAAAUACAGACUGCAAAGAGUAUUUGCUACAAUCUGGGCUGGGGGGAGGAGUGUGAAGGGUUAAGGGAGCAGGGGUUUGGGAAUUGACUAAACAAAGAUUUCCCUUUGAAGAUGUCUCUGAGUACUUUACAUCUCUGACUUGAUGGUGACCCACCAGAGCUCCAGCAGAAAGGAUCAAAAUCCAACCACUGUUUUCUGACAGCUUGGUUUGGUCAAUGAAUGUACCUUAUGUAACAGUGCAGCUCCAGGGGUGCUCCUAAUCACUGCAACCCCACCCCCCCCCCCCGAACAAAAUAUGAGUCUUCAACUAAUCAGUGACUUUUUUCUCAUUGGAAUGGGUCCAAAAUUGUGACAAAAAUGAGAAAAGAAACCAUUCCCCUGGCAGUACAGACUUGAUGGGCUAAAGGGCCUCUUCUCUACUGUAUGCUGCUAUAGUUCUAAUAAGCUGAAAAUGUGUUGCUGGUUAAAGCACAGCAGGUUAGGCAGCAUCCAAGGAACAGGAAAUUCGACGUUUCGGGCCAGAGCCCUUCAUAGUUCUAAUAAGGUGACUAACUGAAGAAAAAUUAGCAAAAAAGCCAAAAGACGACAAGUAGUAUUUAUUUUCUCAGCAAACUGCUAUGAUCUGGAAUUCUCUACUAACAUUACUUUUCUAAAGGGGACUGUGCAUCUAUACUUGAAGGAAAAGGAUUUGCAAAGCUAUGGAGAAAUGAGGGUGAAGUGCAGUGAUUGUAUUGCUCUUUCAAAGAGACAGUACAGGCAUAAAUGGCUGAAAGAGUUACCUAUUAUGUCACGAUUGCCUGAUGGGAGAUCAGCUUAUCCGAUUAAUCAAAGGCAACAACCCAUACCAUCUUCACAACAUAGUGUCUGUCUCCCUAUGUUUGGUUUUGUGUGGGUUGUGUCGAUAUGUCUCUGAACAUGUUUGAAGUUGCUGCUACUUUCAUCUGAUUUUCUGAGCUUGGAUUAUCAAGCAAGCACCAUUAAGAGCAGGCCUUUUCAACUAUUCAUCAGAUGUGAGAAACCUGUCUAUAAUGUAGAAUGGAGACUCCAGGCUUGGUGGGAAACCUGCAAUCUAUGAAUCCAGGUUUGGGAAUUCGGUGAUUACUUGAAGAAGUUCCAUAUCCUGGCUUCAUUCAUCUCCCAUACCUACCUAUUCCAGCUGUUGCUUUCCCCCUGCCUCUAGCUUCCUUACACUUUUGCCUGGUUUCUGUCCACUAAAGCUUACCCUUUGCAGCCCGUGAUUCUAUGCCCUCUUGUCCUUUUGCCAUGGCAUUUCUAAGAUUGCACAGAUGUGCACCUCUGUAAAGUCUCACCUGAAUCUUCAGUUUAAUGAACACCAUUUUUGUGUGUCUUGAUUUCCUUGAUUGCAAUGCCUUUAUACAGCCCUGAUCCAUCCCAAGAUGUUGUGUUGCUGUUAACCAAAUGCAAACCAGGGUGCUCAGUAUUCCACCUAUUUCACUCAAACAUCUAAUGAGAUGCAAAACCUUGCCAUGUCUCUCUGUACAACUUAAUUUCCUCUCACCAUAUCAAUCUGAAUUUUCAUUUCAUGCAGUAGAAACCAGUCCCUGGUUUCAAUGGUAAACAUAUCCCACCUCAGUCCAAUGUGUUACAACUCUGUCUUCUCCAAUGCCCCUUGGUAAUUAGUUAUUGAUCAGGACCAGUUGUUCAUUUGGUACAUCCUGAUGCAGCUAAACAACUGCUAUGGUUCAACAUUAUCUCAAGGUUUGAUUUUGUUUUUGAUUUAUUGUGAUGUUUGAUUAAUGCCUUGCAGCAACCAGCCUACUGAGCAAGACUAUGUUAUGUUUACAUUGGAAUAUAAGAAGAGGAGGCCAUUCAGCCCUUCAAGCCUGGCCAGAUUAAUUUGUGACUUGACUCCAUAUAUCUUGGCCUCACAACACUUAGUAACUUUAGUUAAUAAAUGAUAUAUCAGUCUCCAAUUUAAAAUCAACACUCGAUCCAGUAUUCCCUGCAGAAUUCUCAGCUGAAGCUUGCAGUGUUGACUGUCCAGAAUUGCACCGACCAUUUACCCCGAACCAUUUCAGUGUUUUCAAUGGUGUUAAAAGAACAAGGUGAAAUUAAUCAGGAAACCUUCAGUAUUCUUUUGGUUCUGAUGAGCUGAGCUGAAAUAUUAACCAGUCUCUCUGCUAGAAGUUAGUGGACUCAAUUGUGCAUUUCUUGUGCUUUUUAUUUUCAUUGUGUACAUAGUGUUGUAACUGGUCUGCUUUAUUUUUUUUAAAAUUGCCUUAUGCCUUAUCUUGCCUUUUAUUGUCAAUUUGAAUGGGGUCUCCGUCUAGACAAUGCAGGAUUGGACUAGUAAUAAGCUGCAUUUGCAGAGAAACUUCCUACCUCGCUUAAGAUGGGGAGAUUCCGUUACUAAGCAGGCCAGCACUCCAUUGUGAGUCCCUCAACUGGAUAAUACUAUUUGGGGGAUGAGAGACUGAACAGGGGCUUACUUCCAUGUUCCCAUUUGCAACACUCCAUCUAUGCUUUAAUAUAUCUAGUGGAGAAGAGAACUCAACCAGCUUCCCGAACACACACACACACACACACACCCCAAAUUGUUUCAUUUCUGCUCGUUUUAAAGUUAAGGGGAGAGAGGUUCAUAGCCUGCCUUGGAGGAGUGGGGAUGAAUUGAGCCAGGGGAAAUUUCGGUGAAAAAAGGGGAGAAAGUCGAAUGCCUUAAAUAUGAAUACAAGUGCUGUGUUGUUCUGGGUGGUGAAGUGUUUUAAUGUGAUAUGAUUCAGAAAGCAGUCCUGCAUCUCAUCAUUUUAAUGCAUACCUAAUCCUUUUUGGAGCAUGAUUUGGAGAUGCUGGUGUUGGACUGGGGUGUACAAAAUUUAAAAAAUCACACAACACCAAUUUACAGUCCAACAGGUUUAUUUUAUCUUAAACUAAUAUGGAGAUCUUAUAGUGCACAACCUCCUGAUGAAGGAGCAAUGCUCCGAAAGCUUGUGCUUCCAAAUGAACUGUUGGACUAUAACCUGGUGUUGUGAUUUUUAACUUUUUGGAGCAGACUGUAAUGAAAUGAAAAUUGAAACAAAGUGAUUGUGUGUCUGCUUUUUAAACUUUUAAGUAAUGUUGAUUUGCUGGUUGCUGUACUUUUGUGCCUUUGCAUACGAUACAGGGAAGCAUUAAACUGGACAAGAGUGAAAAGAUUGGUUAGAUUGCACUCUGAAAUAUACUUUUUAGUAACUGAAUAAUUUGUAAUGUAAUGAAUAAUUUUGAGAUGUGGCAUGUGGCGCAUGUUGCCUCACAGGGAAGGGGGCAGGCGAUGCUUGGCGAUGAGAUUAGUUUAUACCUAUGGUACCCAAAGCUGUCUGCCACUGGGGGCUUUCCUCACCACAUGUCUUGGUCUGCUGCACACUCCAAUAAUGCAGAUUGAUUGCUAUGAUUAUCAAUAGUUCAUUGUAGCAGGAUAAGGUAGGAAGUGAACUAGAUGGAAUUUGGUCUUGUUGUGAAGGUCAGAUGUGUGACCCCUUCAUCAUUGUUAUGGAAAAGGGAGCCAGUAAAAUGAUCAUGUGACUAUAUUUUUCAGGUGGUACUUUAACCUUUACCAUUUUAGUGACAUUCCAAACCCUUCCCUUCCUUUUGGUGGCAAAAAUUGUUGUGCAACUAUUAUUUCUUUCUGUUGGAAGAUCAGAAGUUUGCUCAGGGCUCUGAGUUGCGUGAUGUAGUUGGCCUUUUUGGCACUUGAGAUCAUUUAUAACUUUAUAUAUUACCCCAUUCACAACCCUCUCCACUAGUUUAACCUUAUUUUUGUUUUAUUUGCCCCUUGCUUUUGUUUGUGCUGUCUCUCCUUUAUAUUAAUGUACAGGUACUUUGUAUUAAACAGAAAAUGCAAACGCAUUGUGACAUAGCCCCGUUACCCUACCAGCUAAUUUGGGUCCACCCUAUCCCAUCAGUUUCAGAAUGAAGGUUUGACCCAUGCCAUCUCAGGAGUUGAAGACUCCUUAAUAAUAUAUGUAAUUCAUAUGCUGCUGUCACAAUUUGUAAUGAAUGGAGUAUUAUGCUAAUGUAAUGCUAUGCUUUUUGUUACUUUUCUAAAAGGGCUGGACUCUUUUAAAGUUUGUUUUUUCAAAAUGGUUGCUGUUCCUGUUUUAGCCCAGGUGUCCCAGUUUAAUGUGAAAUAGGCAGGAAGGCUUAUUAACCAUAAAUGUCAAAAAUUCAAAUUAAUUGCAAUGUAACUUGAAGUGAAACAUGGUGCUUUCUCAUUACUUGAUUACUUACUUUCAUGCCUUCAGUAUCCGUGAGGAGUUGGUGGACGUUCUUGCACAUAUUUAAACUGAUGGACUGAAAUCUAUCAUGGAAAUGUAUUAAUAUUCUUACAUAUGCUGCCUUUUCUCUCCCCCCGUCUUAUUUUUCAAGUGCAAUUAAAUAUUUAAUGUGAUUGGCUUGUCCAAAUAAUGCA